This is a messenger RNA of Coffea eugenioides, 417 nucleotides long. RefSeq lists its product as uncharacterized. Lineage: Eukaryota; Viridiplantae; Streptophyta; Magnoliopsida; Gentianales; Rubiaceae. The coding region runs from base 1 to 417 and encodes 138 amino acids. The record is from RefSeq and is a predicted model, not a curated record. The transcript is spliced from 2 exons.
AUGUCACCAUACAGAUUGGUAUUUGGGAAGCUGUAUCACCUUUCAGUGGAGUUCGAGCACAAAGUUUUUUGGGCGAUUAAACAAUGUAAUAUGAACCUAGAAGAGGGCGGUGCCCAACGGAAGUUGGAUUUGCAAGAAUUGGAGGAGAUCCAGAAUGAAACCUACGAGAAUGCACUAAUUUAUAAGGAAAGGAGUCGGGCAUUUCAUGACCAACAAAUCUCUAGAAAAACAUUUGAAGUUGGUCAGAAGGUUGUCCUGUAUCAAUCCAAGCUCAAGCUCUUCCCAGUUGAGAUCCAGAGUGGUAAGACAGACAACAAGUUUGUGGUGAAUGGACACCGUCUCAAACAUUAUUACGAAGGUUUUUCAAGUGGGGAAGUGGAGACGAUACGUCUAGAUGCACCGCCGUGCACCAAUUAA